Molecule: messenger RNA, 505 nt
Organism: Drosophila willistoni
Lineage: Eukaryota; Metazoa; Arthropoda; Insecta; Diptera; Drosophilidae
Exons: 1
Coding region: 232-468 (78 amino acids)
Source: RefSeq, a predicted model, not a curated record
CGCUCUGCUAUUUUCGUUAUUUACCGCCAGACACUCAGCACAAACGGUCGCAGUAACGGAACUGCAGAGAAAAAGCGAGAGAGCGUUAAAUUGAGAGAAAAUAAAAAAGAAAUUAAAGGAAUCCAGAGAGAAAAAGCGCGCGCGUCAUUUCCAAACAGAAAACGUGCUAUUAAAAUUCGAACACAAAAUUAUAUAAAAAAUAUAUAAACACAGACUAAAAAAUCUUUCAAAAUGACUAGUUCAGAUAAAAAUGAUUUGAAUAUAACCGUCGAUGUGGUAAUACCCACAAUAAUUGUGGCCGUAUUGCUGGUGGUCAAUGGCUUUAUCUUUGCCUAUAUAAUGCGUAGGAGGCGUCAAUACAAUAACUUGCCACUAACCGAAGGACCCACAACAUCGACAGGAGUUGGAUUUGCUGCACCCACUGAUACGCCGGAUGAUCGAUGUGAAAUUGAAAUGGAGCGUCUGUAGUUUCUACUAAAGGAAACGAGAAACUUUUUUGCCUUAA